Molecule: messenger RNA, 4555 nt
Organism: Lagopus muta (rock ptarmigan)
Lineage: Eukaryota; Metazoa; Chordata; Aves; Galliformes; Phasianidae
Product: ubiquitin carboxyl-terminal hydrolase 48
Exons: 27
Coding region: 117-3227 (1036 amino acids)
Biological process (GO): protein deubiquitination
Cellular component (GO): cytosol; nucleus
Molecular function (GO): cysteine-type deubiquitinase activity; protein binding; cysteine-type endopeptidase activity
Source: RefSeq, a predicted model, not a curated record
GUAGGCCCAGCCCGGUGCGUCGCGCAGGAUGUGACGUCAUCAACUCGCGCCACAAACGGGCGUUACCGCGUCGCCGUUACCGGUCCUGACGGCGGCGGGGGGGAUCGGGGGGGGCGAUGGCGCCGGUGGCGCCGCGGCUGCAGUUGGAGAAGGCGGCCUGGCGCUGGACUGAGACGGUGCCGCCCGAGGCGGUGUCGCAGGAGCACGUCGAAGCGGCCUACCGCGUCAGGCUGGAGCCCUGCCAGCGCGGCGCCUGCCGGAGGAACUGCCGGGGGAACCCCAACUGCCUGGUGGGCAUCGGAGAGCACGUCUGGCUGGGCGAAAUUGACGAGAACAGCUUCCACAACAUCGAUGAUCCCAACUGCGAGCGCCGCAAGGAGGAUGCAUUUGUGGGCUUAAAGAACCUCGGCGCCACGUGCUACGUGAACACUUUCUUGCAGAUGUGGUUUCUUAAUCUGGAGUUCCGGCAAGCCCUCUACUUGUGUUCCAGCAAUGAGCAUACAGUCAGAAAGAGCAUCCCCAAAGACGAAGACUACGAGCCUCAGACCAUCUGUGAGCAUCUUCAGUACUUGUUUGCCUUGCUGCAGAACAGCAGAAGGCGAUACAUCGAUCCCUCUGGGUUUGUCAAAGCGCUGGGCUUGGAUACAGGCCAGCAGCAGGAUGCCCAGGAAUUUUCCAAGCUGUUCAUGUCACUGCUGGAAGAUACUUUAUCCAAACAAAAAAAUCCAGAUGUUCAAAACAUUGUUCAGAAACAGUUUUGUGGGGAGUACGUCUACGUCACAGUCUGCAACCAGUGUGGCAGGGAAUCCAAACUCGUGUCUAAGUUUUACGAGCUGGAGUUAAACAUCCAAGGGCACAAGCAGCUGACAGACUGCAUAACAGAGUUUCUUAAGGAAGAAAAAUUAGAAGGGGACAAUCGUUAUUUUUGUGAAACGUGUCAGAGUAAGCAGAAUGCCACAAGGAAGAUCAGGCUGCUAAGUCUUCCAUGCACACUCAACCUGCAGCUGAUGCGUUUCGUGUUUGACAGACAAACUGGCCAUAAGAAAAAGCUGAACACCUACAUUGGCUUCUCUGAGCUGCUCGACAUGAAGCCUUUUAUGGAACAAAAAAAUGGUGCUUAUGUAUACAAACUGAGUGCUGUUCUCAUACACCGAGGUGUGAGUGCAUACUCAGGGCACUACAUCGCCCACGUGAAGGACCCACAGACAGGAGAGUGGUACAAAUUCAACGACGAAGACACUGAGAAGAUGGAGGGCAAGAAACUGCAGCUGGGGAUUGAGGAAGAUCUAGCAGAGCCUUCAAAAUCUCAGACCCGUAAACCUAAAUGUGGGAAAGGGACGCACUGCUCGUGCAACGCUUACAUGCUGGUGUACAGGCAGCAGAUCUGGGAGAAUUCACUGACGGUGGAAGUGCCAGCUUUCCUGCAGGAGCUGGUGGAACGUGACAACUGCAAGUUUGAGGAGUGGUGCAACGAAAUGGCCGAGAUGCGCAAACAGAGCGUGGCCAGGGGCAAAAUCAAGCACGAAGAGGUGAAGGAGCUCUACCAAAGGUUACCUGCUGAAGCUGGUUCCCCGUACGACUUCAUCUCUCUGGAAUGGCUGCAGAAGUGGCUGGAUAAGUCCACCCCUCCCAAACCUAUAGACAACACCGCCUGCCUGUGCUCGCACGGGAAGCUGCAUCCUGACAAGAUAUGCAUCAUGAAGAGGAUAUCUGAGUACGUGGCUGACUUCUUCUAUAGGAGAUACGGCGGGGGACCCAGGCUGAACGUCAAAGCACUUUGCAAGGACUGUGUGGUAGAAAGGUGUCGAAUCCUGCGUCUGAAAAAUCAGCUAAAUGAAGACUACAAAACAGUCACCAACUUGCUGAAGAUAACAGUCAAGGGGAGCGAUGGGUUUUGGGUUGGAAAGGCGUCCUUGCGGAGCUGGCGUCAGUUGGCUCUGGAGCAAUUAAAUGAGCAAGACGAAGACGCAGAGCACAGCAAUGGAAAGCUGAAUGGAAAUGCACCAAACAAAGAUGGAGCAAAUGAGGAGAAGAGAGAGGAGGAAGAAGAGUUAAAUUUUAAUGAAGACAUUGUUUGCCCACAUGGUGACCUGUGCAUAUCCGAGAACGAGAGGAGGGUGGUGUCGAAGGAAGCCUGGAAGAAGCUCAAGCAAUAUUUCCCAAAGGCCCCUGAGUUCCCAAAUAACAAAGAGUGCUGUUCCCAAUGCAAGAUUUUGGAGCGCGAAGGAGAAGAAAAUAAAGCACUGCACAAGAUGAUGGCCAGUGAGCAGAAGACGUCCCUCCAGAACUUGUUCCACGACAAAUGCCGGCCUUGCCUGGGCAGCUGGCCGCAGGAGACAGACGAGCUGUAUAUUGUUUCACAGUUCUUCGUAGAAGAAUGGAGGAAAUUUGUCAGGAGGCCGACGCGGUGCAGCCCCGUUUCCUCGCUGGGGAACAGUGCUCUGCUCUGCCCCCACGGGGGCCUCAUGUUCAGCUAUGCUUCCAUGACCAAAGAAGACUCCAAGCUUAUAGCUCUAAUAUGGCCCAGCGAGUGGGAGAGGAUUCAAAAGCUCUUUGUGGUGGAUCACGUCAUCAAAAUCACCCGCACACAAGUAGCCGGGGAGCCCGAGAGCGCGCUGUACAGCUCCGAGCCCCAACUGUGUCCAGAGUGCAGAGAAGGGCUGUUGUGCCAGCAGCAGCGGGACUUACGCGAGUACACCCAAGCGACCAUCUACAUCCAUAAAGUGGUGGAUAAUAAAAAGGUAAUGAAGGAUGCUGCUCCGGAGCUGAACGUGAGCAGCUCAGAAGCUGAAGAGGAAAGGGAGGAAAACAAGCCAGAGGGGGAGCAAGACCCAGAUUUUAACCAGAGCAACGGUGGUGCGAAGCGCCAGAAGCUUUCACACCAGAGCCACGUCUCCUACCAAAAGCAGGGCAUCCGGCGGAGCACCCGGCACCGGAAGGUCAGGGGGGAGAAAGCACUGCUCGUUUCUGCUAACCAAACAUUGAAAGAGCUGAAAAUACAGAUCAUGCAUGCAUUUUCAGUUGCUCCCUUCGACCAGAACUUGUCCAUCAAUGGGAAGAUCCUGAGCGACGACACAGCGACGCUCGGCAGCCUGGGCGUCAUCCCCGAGUCCGUCAUCCUGCUCAAGGCUGAUGAGCCAAUUGCGGAUUAUGAGGCGAUGGACGAUGUGAUGCAAGUUUGUACGCCUGAAGAAGGAUUUAAAGGGACUGGCUUACUUGGACACUGAUGGCUUUACAAGCACUGGCAGACCAGAAGAGAAGAGGAUUUGACAUGGUAGGGCAUUUAGAGAGAAGGUGGAUACGGGACUGAACUCUUGACUCUUCCAGAAGGCAGAAUCCCAUUCUGAAAUGACUGCCCCCAAAAUGCCUUAUGUCAAAGCAGAUUGCACUGAAGGACAUCCUGACUUCAAGAGAACGUUCCCCAUUUUAUAUUUAAUAAAGCAACAGUAGGGUUGGAAAGUGUAGCAGCAGAGGCAGCGUGUGCCAGGUUCAGGCAGAUGUUUGCAGGGGAGGCGGGGGCCUCGUCUGUCCCAGAGGAGUUGUGAUGCGGUCGAUCAAAACCAGCUCCAUCCAUUCUCCGGUAACUCUUGAGGCAUAACCUGCUUCCAGAUAAUCCCCUCUUUGAUCCGCUAUUCCUCUUUCAGUACAGCAUGAAAGUAAAGAAAUUGUUCGUUGUGAGGAAUGUCUUCAUCCAUUUCCCUGCAGUGUGAGCCCUGCGCUCCCAGGGCCGGGCUGCCCACACCGCACCGCUCGCCUUCGCAGCUUCACUUCCAGGCGCGACCGCUCCGAGUAACCACACGGUCUCUCUCUCUGUGAACUGUGUUUUUAGAAACGUGGGCUGUUUUAAUGACUUUUGAUAACAUCUUUCUCUGGUUCGUUACUGCCGGGAGCCCUCUGCCCCUCGCUUCGGACCCAUCAGGGCUGCGGGGCCCUGGCGAGAGGUUUUCCCUCUGUUCUUGUUUUCAGGGAUGCACUAAUUAAUUUGUUUACAUCUCCAGCUCCCAGAAAGGAUCUCUCCCUCUCCCCAGUUGCGUGUUUGUAGCAGGAGCUAGUGUUACCACUUCCAGACCUGAGGAAAGAAAAAGAAAAAGGGGGGGCGCUGUUGAGGUAUCUUCAUAAUAAAGUUAGACAUCUCUCGUUCUGUCAGAGGUUUGUGGCUGCUGCUCUGGGCACCCUGCUCUCCCCUGGGCCUGCAGCCUUCCUGGCUGUUGGCACCCACUGCUUUCCUUGAGUGCAGCCCACGUGCUCCCAUGCCCUGGGCCAGGCGAUGCUUGGCAGCCCUUCCCUAGCAGAUGCAGUGCUGGCCCGUGCUGUGGGACACAGCUGCCCACAUCCCUGCAUGCCUCCAGCCUGGGCAGCUGUGGGGCUGAGCCCUUGGUGCUCCUGUGCUGGCACUGGGCCCUAUGAGUGCUCCCUGGGUGCAGCAGCUUGGUGUCAGCCCCUGGCACCUGGCAUGCAGCAGUCUGUGCCAGCGUUUCCCCAAGUCACCGCCUCCCUCCUGCAGCCCAGGUCGUGGCUCUGGGGGAUGCUGAGGGGUCCUGGGGGCACCCAUGGC